AUGGCUCCACGCUACGGCAUCAUUGGAGCCGGAUUAGGAGGAAUUGUUAGCGCUCGCCAUGCACUGGAUGCUGGUGGUAACGUGACCUUGUUUGAGCAGAGCAAGCACAUCGGUGGAACGUGGGUACUGGAUGAUCGUACAGGUGUGGAUGAGCAUGGCAUUCCAAUCCACAGCAGCAUGUAUCGUGGGCUGAAGUCGAAUUUACCACGCGAGACGAUGGGAUUUUUGGAUUUCGAAAUCGAAGAUCGUGGCGUUAACUAUGUACCGGCCGAGGAUGUGCUAGCAUUUGUGAAACGGUACGUAGAGAAGCACGUACCACUCGACCGAAUUAUGCUACAGCAUCAGGUGAUCCAAGUGACCCGGCAGUUCAACGAGCAGCAAUGGCUGGUGAUCGUACGCGAUCUGCUUGAGAACCGGAUCAAGAUGUUUCACUUUGAUUUCCUUCUUAUCAGCGUCGGACGGUACGCUUCGCCGAUGUUGCCCGACUAUGCCGAAAGGAAUCGGUUCACAGGACGGCAGCUGCACAGCCACGAUUUCCGCGAUGCGCAUGAUUUUCGCGGAGAGGAUGUACUGGUCAUUGGCGGUGGUCCGAGUGCCACCGACAUCACGCUUAUGCUAGCUGAUGUGGUAAAUUCUAUAACGAUUAGUCAUCGAAGUGCCAUCCCGCUGAACUUCCCGGCAGAGAAGAAUAUCGUUCAACGGGCAGUUGUUACGGAUUUGACCCACGAUGGAGCCUAUUUUGCAGAUGGUACUGCAGGAACCUACAGCGUCGUACUCUUUUGCACGGGAUAUCGGUUUUCCUUUCCAUUUCUCAGCGUCGACUGUGGACUCACUGUGAAGGAUCGUUCGAUAGAACCGUUGUACAAACACUGCAUCAACAUUAACCAACCCACAAUGGCUAUCAUUGGGAGUCCAUUUCCGGCAUUCGCUACACUGAUGAUGGAUCUACAGGCUCGAUUUUGUGUUCAAUUGUUCAGCCAACAAAAGACGCUGCCCAGUAAAGAGGAAAUGUUGUUGGAUCUGGCAGCGGAUCAGAAAGAGCGCAAGGAUCGAGGCUUCGAUGCCGAUCGCUCCGAGCAGUUGUUCGAAGAUCUUCACGAACGUUACUACCAGGAGCUGUCGAUGGUUGGCGACUUACAACCGAUACCUGCUGUAACGAUGAAGUUGCUACAUCAAACGUUACGAGCCAGAAAUGUGUGUCUUUUAUGCUUCCGAGACUAUGUGUACAAAGUUGUUGGUGACGAAUUUAUUAUCGUGAAACGCCCAAUUCAUUGA
Molecule: messenger RNA, 1275 nt
Organism: Anopheles darlingi
Lineage: Eukaryota; Metazoa; Arthropoda; Insecta; Diptera; Culicidae
Product: senecionine N-oxygenase-like
Exons: 1
Coding region: 1-1275 (424 amino acids)
Molecular function (GO): N,N-dimethylaniline monooxygenase activity; flavin adenine dinucleotide binding; NADP binding
Source: RefSeq, a predicted model, not a curated record